AGUCACGUGACCUCCGUCGCUUCGUCCUUCGCCGGGUCGCCAUCAUGCAAGCACUGAAGCAGGCAUGUACUGGGUUUGCUAGGGCAACAAAAGUUGCCUUUGCAUCCCCAAUUUCUCAACAAAAUGCUACAAACUUUUUGCCCGCUGUGUACACCACCCACAGGAAUUAUGCCAAAGAGGCCCCAAAACCUCAAGCUGGGGUAGCAGCAGGAAGGAUUGUUGCUGUGAUUGGAGCCGUCGUGGAUGUGCAGUUUGACGACAAGCUCCCAUCCAUCCUCAAUGCCUUGGAGGUGCAGAACAGGUCACCCAGGCUUAUCCUGGAGGUUGCUUCUCAUUUGGGAGAGAACACUGUCCGAACAAUUGCUAUGGAUGGUACUGAGGGACUCAUUCGUGGUGAGCCCUGUGUUGAUACUGGCACUCCCAUCAGGAUCCCUGUCGGCCCCAAGACCCUUGGCAGAAUCAUCAACGUCAUUGGCGAGCCUAUUGAUGAGAGGGGCCCAAUUGACACUGAGCACUAUGCUGCCAUUCACCAAGAGGCUCCAGAGUUUGCUGACAUGAGUGUCCAGCAAGAAAUUCUUGAGACUGGCAUCAAGGUUGUGGAUCUGUUGGCUCCCUAUGCUAAGGGAGGAAAAAUUGGUCUCUUUGGCGGUGCCGGUGUCGGAAAGACUGUACUUAUCAUGGAGUUGAUCAACAACGUGGCUAAGGCUCACGGUGGUUACUCUGUCUUCGCUGGUGUGGGUGAGAGGACUCGUGAAGGAAAUGAUCUCUACCAUGAGAUGAUUACCUCCAAGGUCAUCAGUUUGACUGAUGAUACUUCCAAGGUGUCCCUUGUGUACGGUCAAAUGAAUGAGCCCCCAGGCGCCCGUGCUCGUGUCGCUCUCAGUGGUCUGACCGUGGCUGAGCAUUUCCGUGACCAGGAAGGCCAGGACGUGCUUCUCUUUAUUGACAACAUUUUCAGAUUCACACAGGCUGGUUCUGAGGUGUCUGCCCUGCUGGGUCGUAUCCCAUCUGCUGUGGGUUACCAGCCCACUCUGGCCACUGACAUGGGUAGUAUGCAGGAAAGAAUUACCACCACCAAGAAAGGGUCCAUCACAUCUGUACAGGCCAUUUUCGUCCCUGCUGAUGACUUGACUGAUCCUGCCCCUGCCACCACAUUUGCCCAUCUUGACGCCACCACUGUACUGUCUCGUGGUAUUGCUGAGUUGGGUAUUUACCCCGCUGUGGAUCCUCUGGAUUCCAACUCCCGUAUCCUUGACCCCAACGUCGUCGGAGAUGAGCACUAUGCUACUGCCAGAGCUGUGCAGAAAAUCCUCCAGGAUUACAAGUCCCUGCAGGACAUCAUUGCCAUCCUGGGUAUGGACGAGUUGUCAGAAGAAGACAAGCUGACUGUUGCACGUGCUCGUAAGAUGAUGAAGUUCCUCUCCCAGCCCUUCCAGGUGGCUGAGGUUUUCACUGGCUCUGAGGGCAAAUACGUGCCCCUGAAGGAGACCAUCAAGGGUUUCAAGAUGCUUAUCGCCGGUGAGCUGGAUCAUUUGCCAGAGGUCGCCUUCUACAUGGUUGGAAGCAUUGAGGAGGUCGUAGAGAAGGCUGCAAGGCUAGCUGAGGAGCAGUCAUGAGCAUUUUGUACCCAACUGUAGACCUGCCUAGAAUCAUUUGUGUGUUUUGUUAGUAUGGAGUGUGCAUGAUGAUUGGGCCUGAGCAACAGCUAGGAAAUUUUUCCCUGUUCUUUCAGUGUCUGUUUAAUUUGUGAUAUGGCAAGAUGUGUGGUCCAAACGAAAGUGUGUGGGUUUGAGGGGGGGAGUUUGUUCUUUGAUAGUUAACACACAAAAAAAAAGACAUUGUAUCUGAGUUGGAUGUUCUUGUAGUUCCAGCAAACUGUGACAGACAGCCAGUUAUGAUUUCAUCUCUUGGUUGACUGAAUGACUAUGUGGGUGAAAUUGUUCAGAAUAAAUUCUUUACCAAUAACA
Molecule: messenger RNA, 1967 nt
Organism: Aplysia californica (California sea hare)
Lineage: Eukaryota; Metazoa; Mollusca; Gastropoda; Aplysiida; Aplysiidae
Product: ATP synthase subunit beta, mitochondrial
Exons: 10
Coding region: 45-1616 (523 amino acids)
Biological process (GO): proton motive force-driven mitochondrial ATP synthesis; proton transmembrane transport
Molecular function (GO): ATP hydrolysis activity; ATP binding; proton-transporting ATP synthase activity, rotational mechanism
Source: RefSeq, a predicted model, not a curated record